Molecule: messenger RNA, 2810 nt
Organism: Polypterus senegalus (gray bichir)
Lineage: Eukaryota; Metazoa; Chordata; Cladistia; Polypteriformes; Polypteridae
Gene: ranbp1
Product: RAN binding protein 1
Exons: 6
Coding region: 117-704 (195 amino acids)
Biological process (GO): positive regulation of mitotic centrosome separation; nucleocytoplasmic transport
Cellular component (GO): nuclear pore; centrosome; cytoplasm
Molecular function (GO): GTPase activator activity
Source: RefSeq, a predicted model, not a curated record
GCUUGAGACCGUCGCCUGCAGCGAUCACUUGGCCGGCUCCGAGACGGAGGCGAGCAGGGAGGAGAGGCGCGCGAGAAGCAGCACACUUGAAGUAAUCCGCCGCCAUCCCGACAACCAUGGCCGAAGCGAAGGAAACUCAAGAUGACCAUGAAACCUCAACAGAAAAUGCAGAGGAUUCUAAUCAUGAUCCACACUUUGAGCCAAUAGUAUCUCUUCCAGAACAAGAGGUUAAAACGCUAGAGGAAGAUGAAGAAGAGCUAUUUAAAAUGCGUGCAAAGCUCUACAGGUUUGCAUCAGAAAAUGAUCCUCCAGAAUGGAAGGAGAGGGGUACAGGAGAUGUCAAGUUGCUAAAACACAAGGAAAAGGGAACGAUUCGCUUAUUGAUGAGAAGAGACAAAACCCUUAAAAUCUGUGCAAACCACUAUAUUGCUCCUUUGAUGGAAUUAAAGCCAAAUGCAGGUAGUGACAGAGCCUGGGUUUGGAACACGCAUGCAGACUUUGCAGAUGAACAUCCCAAACCAGAGCUUUUGGCGAUUAGGUUUCUCAAUGCAGAAAAUGCACAGAAGUUUAAAGCAAAAGUUGAUGAAUGCAGGGAAGAAGUGAAGAGAACUCAGGAAGCAGCUAACAAAGCAGCACAAGUAGCAGAAGAAUUAAAGGAGCUUUCUGUCAAAGAUGAAAAAAGCACAGAGUCCUCUGGAGAAUGAGAAGGAUGUUGUCAUAAAUGGAGCAGUAAAAUCAAGGAACAGGCAGAAGUAGUAGAAACAAAGAUCCAGUCCCUCCCUUUUUUUUUUUUUUUUUUAUCAUAUAUACAAUGAACAAAUUUGGACACUUGGAUUUUUCCCCCCUUCAAACUUUGAAACACUUCCCAGUUUUCAUUCCCAGUGAAUGUGUGCUCUGCUCAUUUGCCCCACUCAGACUGUGGAAAUAAGUUGUCUUUUAAUAUUGAUCAUUUGUAAUAUUACUACUGUGAUGAGGCACAUCAUUCCUACUUUCAGUGGCACUCUUUGUUGCAUAUGUUUUGGUUUGUUUUUUUUCUCCUCUCCUCACCCCUUCAAAAACUUUAAAAUGGCAAAUUUUUGUCCCAGGUGGAAGACUGAUUUAGUUAUUUCUCAGUAUGUGCACUUCAAUUUAGUACAACAUGUGCUGCUCUCCUCUAUUGGGAACAUUCCUUAAGAUGCAGAUUUGAGCUUAUUUCUCUAACUUGUAAUGCUACACAAUUAUCUUCACAUAUAUCUAAAUGGAUUUACUUUUGCUAAUGUAAAAUUUAGAUUUUUUUUUGCAAUAGUACUGUAAAUUAGACCAACUGGAAGGAAAAGAGUAAUAAGAAAAUUCCAAAAAUUGGGAAGUUUCACUGUGAUAUUUUUAAUGUUUUAAAAUGGAAUGAUGGCUGAAUUGGUGGGGUUAUGUGGAGGCGAUGUAACAAUGUAAAGUUUAAGAAUGCCCAUUGUGCACCUUAAACAAGUGUUGAGUGGUCAGUCACUUGUGGUUAUUUCAUUUGAUUUAGUUAAUUUUUUUUUCCUUUUGAUUGGCCACAUUAAAUCUGAUACACGGUGUCAGUUUAUGGUGGUUACAUUCAAAGAUUGUAAAGAGGAUGGAGCCAAAUUCAAUUAAACUCUUUGACUUUUUUUUUUUGCGCAAGUUAUUACACACCUUUUUUCAAAUGAACUGGUAGGCCCAAUUCAAGUUUAAAUUGGCUGUAGUUGGUCCAUGAAUUGUUUUGAUUGUAGGUUUCUGUGGAAAUGAAGGAUGUUUCAACAGAUCGGACCAAACAUGAGAGAUUUCAAAAAUGUGUUUUUGAGAACAUGCAAGAAAAUUAAACUUUCUAUCGGAGUGUGUGGUGCAGUGCCCAGCUGUCUGAUACUCCCAACAAAACAUCUUGGGCCAGAAUGUUGCUACUGUUCAAAUUUUGGAGAAUUGGCACUUGAGAAUGAGUUUUAGUAAAUCCGGCUACUUGAUACUUUUAGUGUAGAAGUGGUGGUUUUGCCUGGGAAAUGACCAUGGCUGCAGCAAACAACUUUUAUUACUACAUCAACGCAUUUUCUAAAAUUACAGUGCAAAGAAGUCUUGAGUAAUUUUAUGAUUUUAUGUAACGCUUUAUGGCUGUUAACAUCCAGGAGAGGAAGGCUGAAACAAUUGUCAAAAUGUCAUAAUGUCUUGAUUUGUAUGUGCGUGAUGAAUAGUUAAGGAUAUUUGAUGCCUCCUUUUUCUGUAUACUGUGGUGUAACAUGCGCCAUCGCUACCUUUAAAAGGGGUUUUGCAUAUUCUUGAUGGUGUAGAUUCUACACUGUCAAGCAAGAAUUGAUUAUUUAAAAACAAAGUGGCUUUAUUGUCUUCAAGUGCUGUAUCAGGUGAAGAUAUACAAUCAUUUAAUGUUGACUCGUGUUGCUUCUGUGUUCAGUUUUAAUGGUCAAAGGCAAUCUUUUGCCUGAGGGAGAUGACAUUGGCAAUGUUGGCAGACUAUCUACAGCAUAGACAGAAAUCAUGCCAGUUGUAUCAGGCAGUGAGCAGGCUGAGAUUUGAAUUCUGUCUCGUAUAAGCAUUAUUUCGGGUUCAGCAUUGUAAAGUGAAUAUAUGCCUUACAUACUUUCAGAACAAGUAAUAGAGCAGUGUAAAUGCACACAAUUGUCAAGUCUGGAUAGAUCUCGAUCAUAUAGUAAAGUAGGCAUGUACCAACCUGGCUCAGUUAUGGAGAUGUUGAAAAUGCAUAAUUUCUUAGGUGAAAUAUAAUGACCCAGCCUUAUUACAUGGGAGAGCUGUGCUUCUUCCAGAGGAAAGAACAAUUUGCCUAAUGCAAUUGGCAAAAAAAAAAA